Closterium sp. NIES-65 is the source of this 591-nucleotide messenger RNA. The record is from the annotation of a GenBank genome assembly. NCBI's taxonomy places the organism in Eukaryota, Viridiplantae, Streptophyta, Zygnematophyceae, Desmidiales, Closteriaceae.
AUGGAGGACGCGAAAUACACCGCGAUUCCCCUCUCGUGGCGCGAAAGUUCCGGAGAGCUUCGCGUGCAUGAGUCCGCUGACGACAUCUCGCGAGGCCUGGCUGACGUCAUCGUGAGAGCUUCCGAGGCAGCCAUAGCAGCGCAUGGCUCUUUCAGCAUCGCCAUCUCAGGGGGAUCUGUCGUUAAAUGCCUGGGCCAGCUGGCGCAUCCAGAUAUUGCGGCGCGCUGUGAUUGGUCCAGGUGGCAUGUGUUCUGGGUGGACGAGCGGGCCGUGCCUCUGACUCACCCCGACAGCAACUACCUGCUGGCGCACACGCACUGGCUCUCAAAGGUGCCCAUUCCAUCCGCCCACAUCCACACUCUCGACGACUCUCUCCCAGUGGAAGCAGCAGCAGAGGCGUAUGAGCGCGAGAUGGCGCGGUGUGUUGAGGCUGGGGUUCUGCCGAUGCACCCAGUGGAAGCAGCAGCAGCAGAGGCGUAUGAGCUUGAGCUGAGGCAGUGCGUGGAGGCUGGGGUUCUUCUGAUACACCCAGGUAGGGUGGCUCAUCCUGCUAGCCCUGCUAGGCAUGCUCUUUCCGUCACCCUCAGUUGA